ACGAGCUCGGGGAUGUCUGAUGCGCGCGGCUCUAAGUGUUUGACGAAGCCACUGGAUCCUCACACAAGUACUUGAUCUAAUGAAAACUUCAUCACACGACUGUCACUAGCGAAGGCAAAACCGUCUCUUCCCUGCGCUGAUGGAAUUGCAAAAACAUGCCAUUGGGUUGCUUCAGGUCUAAAAAGAACUGUGUUCGGAUAUAAUACAUCUAAAGAAGGAUUCAUUUUUAUUUUAUUUUUUUAGAAAGCGGAUUCAUGUACAAAUCGGAUUACCAGACAAAACUUGGAGAAACAGCUGUUUAAUUAUUUAACAAAGUCGAGAACAGAUAACAAGGAUGGCAAAUAAACAAUUUACAGCAAUACUGUUGCUGAUAGUAGUACUUGGGAACGUGGUCAUCCUAUCAGUAUACGCACAGCAAAAGGAUCCAAAUCCGAAGCCGAUUUCCCACGCGGGUCCACCGCAUCGCUUAGGCGCUUCCGAGACAACACUGAAAACAGUUAAUGAAAAUUAUCAUCUAGGUUCCAAUAGUUCUAACUCGCUGGUGCCACAUCCUUACCCCAAAACCAUGAACCCGGGCAGACCGCGGCACGUACCCCCGCCUAUGUGUUCAGGACCGACUGAAAUAAAAGAUACUUUUAAAUACAUUAACACGGUUGUCUCGUGCCUGGUGUUUGUGGUUGGGAUAAUUGGCAACUCCACCUUGCUGAAAAUUAUCUACAAAAAUAAAUGCAUGAGGAAUGGACCAAAUAUCUUAAUUGCCAGCCUCGCCUUAGGGGAUCUCCUGCAUAUUGUAAUUGCUAUACCCAUCAACGUAUACAAGCUCCUAGCUGAAGAUUGGCCCUUUGGAGUCGAAAUGUGCAAACUUGUGCCAUUUAUUCAAAAAGCAUCAGUUGGGAUAACGGUCUUAAGUUUGUGUGCGCUUAGUAUUGACAGGUAUCGAGCCGUGGCUUCCUGGAGUCGUAUUAAAGGAAUCGGAGUUCCGAAGUGGACAGCAAUAGAGAUUUCACUGAUAUGGGUUAUAUCAGUCAUCCUCGCUGUGCCAGAGGCUAUUGCUUUUGAUAUGAUUGCAAUGGAUUACAAAGGAGAGCAUCUACGAAUCUGCCUUUUACAUCCAAUGCAAAAAUCACAGUUCAUGCAGUUUUACAAGUCAGCUAAAGACUGGUGGCUGUUUAGUUUCUAUUUCUGCAUGCCACUGGCUUGCACUGCUGUUUUCUACACCUUAAUGACAUGUGAGAUGCUAAGAAAGAAAAAUGGGAUGCAGAUUGCUUUAAAUGAUCAUAUUAAACAGAGGCGAGAGGUGGCAAAGACAGUCUUUUGCUUGGUGCUGGUCUUUGCACUCUGUUGGUUACCAUUGCAUCUCAGUAGAAUCUUGAAAGUAACCAUUUAUGAUGAGAAAGAUCCCAACAGAUGUGAAUUACUGAGCUUCUUUCUUGUGCUGGAUUACAUUGGCAUCAACAUGGCUUCGAUGAAUUCCUGCAUAAACCCAAUUGCUCUCUAUAUGGUCAGCAAACGAUUCAAAAACUGCUUCAAGUCAUGUCUGGGUUGUUGGUGCCGGUCGAAAGACAUGCUCCCUUUGGAUGAGAAGCAGUCCUGCUUGAAGUCUAAAGCUCAUGACCGUGCAUCUGAACAGAGCAACUCCCGGGCUAGCAACAAGUAUACGUCCUCCUAAUACACACCAGGAAUCACUGUGUAUACAUCCUCCUAAUACACACCAGGAAUCACUGUGUAUACAUCCUCCUAAUACACACCAGGAAUCACUGUGUAUACAUCCUCCUAAUACACACCAGGAAUCACUGUGUAUACAUCCUCCUAAUACAAACCUGGAAUCACUGUGUAUACAUCCUCCUAAUACAAACCUGGAAUCACUGUGUAUACAUCCUCCUAAUACACACCAGGAAUCACUGUGUAUACAUCCUCCUAAUACACACCAGGAAUCACUGUGUAUACAUCCUCCUAAUACACACCAGGAAUCACUGUGUAUACAUCCUCCUAAUACACACCAGGAAUCACUGUGUAUACGUCCUCCUAAUACACACCAGGAAUCACUGUUUCAGGACUGUCUUCUGUCCCGUGUCAAAUGUUUACACCUGUUGAUGAAGGCAUCAUUAUUUCAGUCUUGAACAUGUUUUUUUUUACUCAAAAUAAUAAAUAUUUAAAACAGGCACAAAUGCAUACCAUAUAUGAAGGUACAUCACAAAGACAUUUACAUACUUACAUUAUGAGUCUUUAAGACAAGUCUUCAUGUACACUUUCAUUUUAAUUUGGUAAGAUAGUAUGGUUGUUUGUCUAGAAAAGCUGAAUCACAUCGGAAUCCAUAUACAACCAUGGCCAAAAGUUUUGCAUCACCUAGAACUUUAGGAUUGAGACAAAACUACAAAGCGGUAUGUAAUUCAAUAUGUUAACGUAACAUUAUUUAGCAGGUUUCAUUCAACUUUUAUGAAGCAACGUUAGUUAAUUCUAUAGGGGGAUGCAAAACCUCUGGCCAUAGCUGUAUAUUUCUAAGGAUUGAAGAUGUAUAGAAACCGAAGAUCCUAAAACCCCUGCUCUACCACUCAAUUCAUGAAGGGUUGUGACGGUAACAGAGAAUACAACAAACCAAGGCUAGUAACUCUCUUGGGAAUUUUCGAUUGGAAUUUGAACCAAAAAAAAGCAUUUCACGUCAAACUUAUUUUUAUGCACUUAUAAUUAUUUGGUUUCUAUACCUUUUAAACUUAACAAAGUGAAAAAAGUAUGGGCCGGUCCCAUAUUCUAAACAUUUUAGAUUUCUACAUUAAUAAAAAGCUAUUGUUACGGCACUUUGCCUGGUGCAUUGCUUAUAUAACAGUCUUUAGAUGGUGUUACAAAAAUAUCAGAAUAUAUAUCAUGUGACUUUUGAUCUCAUGAACGAUGGUGCUGUAGUCACUGACCUGUUAUUUACAUAAUUUCAGGAUUGAGUUUUCAGCACAUUUAUAUUGUCUUUUUGCAUUUCUUAAGGUUAAAACGCAAGAAACACAUUUACACAUUUUAUUGCAUGAUCUAGCAUUAUAUUGCUGUUCAUACAUUUACUAAUCAAACUGUAUAUAUUGUGCAUUGCAUUAAACAGUUAAGUUGUUUUUGUAUAGUUAUAAUAUUGAUGUUAUUAAUAAUCCAUUUUGUAUCCCUCAUAAUGACUAUUAAUUAAAAUGCUAUAGUACAGCUGUAAAGUUAUACAUUCUAAUUGCCCUUAUAACUUGCUUAUACAGUUUUAUGCCGAGUAAAAAAAAAAAGUUU
Acipenser ruthenus (sterlet) is the source of this 3249-nucleotide messenger RNA. Its product is annotated as endothelin receptor type B-like. Lineage: Eukaryota; Metazoa; Chordata; Actinopteri; Acipenseriformes; Acipenseridae. The record is from RefSeq and is a predicted model, not a curated record. Gene Ontology annotation, molecular function: endothelin receptor activity. Bases 335 to 1669 code for a protein of 444 amino acids. Gene Ontology annotation, cellular component: membrane. The transcript has 8 exons. Gene Ontology annotation, biological process: enteric nervous system development; G protein-coupled receptor signaling pathway; regulation of blood pressure.